This is a messenger RNA of Clupea harengus (Atlantic herring), 3669 nucleotides long. RefSeq names its product RAD21 cohesin complex component b (gene rad21b). The record is from RefSeq and is a predicted model, not a curated record. Gene Ontology annotation, cellular component: cohesin complex. NCBI's taxonomy places the organism in Eukaryota, Metazoa, Chordata, Actinopteri, Clupeiformes, Clupeidae. Gene Ontology annotation, molecular function: chromatin binding; protein binding. Gene Ontology annotation, biological process: replication-born double-strand break repair via sister chromatid exchange; sister chromatid cohesion.
AGGCACUGCUGCCUGACCCAUAGCCUACUCCUAUUCCAUUGUAGCAUACAGGAGGUCCAAAUCAAAUUUUGCGCUCAAGUUUUCUUCUCUAGUUUAUCAUGCAAAUGCUCAUCAUGAAAUUUUAAUUUAGCAGAUUUUUUUUCACGGGGUAAUGCUGCCCAAAAGAUGCCCCUUCCUCACUCUUAAUAUUGAACCACCAAAUGCUCUUAUAUUUACACAAGUGUACACUCAAUAAUGAUUCUGCUCUCAGAAUAGUCACUAACUCUAACCAAACGUUUGAUCUGUUAGCGUAGAUUAUGCCAUACAAUAGCCAACUGUUAUUAUAUUCUCGUUAUGCACAUGGCAUGUAUCUGCCACGCCUCCUUGACCAUAAACAUCCUGUAGAUUCAAACCCCCUUUUCGGCGGGCGUAAAGAGAGAAAGCGGACGGCGCCAUUUUGUUUGUUUUAGUGAAUCAGUGGGAGGAGGGGUGGUGGAAAACCACGUUAAGGCCGCCUGGAAGGGUUUGGUGUGCCCCACCCCUACCCCCGGGUUUGAGGUGCUAGGACAAUGUUCUACGCCCACUUUGUGCUCAGCAAGCGAGGGCCGCUUGCCAAAAUUUGGCUGGCGGCCCACUGGGAUAAAAAGCUGACCAAGGCCCAUGUGUUUGAAUGCAACCUGGAGAGCAGUGUAGAGAGCAUCAUUUCUCCCAAGAUGAAGAUGGCUUUACGGACAUCUGGUCACUUACUCCUGGGUGUAGUGAGGAUCUACCACAGAAAGGCCAAGUAUCUUCUGGCAGAUUGUAAUGAGGCUUUCAUCAAGAUCAAGAUGGCGUUUCGGCCAGGUGUGGUGGACUUACCAGAGGAGAACCGUGAAGCUGCUUACAAUGCCAUCACCUUACCAGAGGAGUUCCAUGACUUUGACCAGCCGCUGCCAGACCUGGAUGACAUAGACGUGGCCAAACAGUUCAGCCUGAAUCAGAGUCGCGUGGAAGAGAUCACCAUGAGAGAGGAGGUCGGCAACCUCAACCUACUGCAGGAGAAUGACUUUGCUGACUUUGGGAUGGAUGACCGUGAAAUGAUGAGAGAAGCGAGCGCCUUUGAAGAUGACAUCAUCCACGGAGCGUCAGUCUCCAACCUGCUCCUGGAGCCGGAGUCAAGUGGUGGGCAGAUAACUGACAAGUCCAACGACCUGGAGUUCGAUCAGUACAAGGAUGACUUCGGUGACAAUCCCAUGGAGAGCACUGAAGGAGGCAUGCUGGUCGACAAGCUCCUGAGCAACGAGGAUGGUGGUGGCAUCUUCGACGACCCUCCAGCGAUCGCAGAGAGUGUGAUGAUGCCAGCAGGAGAGCCCGGUGGGGACGAUGAGGACGACUAUGACAACCUGUCGGCUGGAGGCCCAGAUAGCCCCGACUCUGGCCCUGUGGGGCAGCUGCCCACCAUGACUGACCAGACAGAGCAGACCACGCUGGUGCACAACGAGGAGGAGGCCUUCGCCCUGGAGCCCAUCGACAUCACAGUGAAGGAGACCAAGGCCAAGCGUAAGAGGAAGCUGAUCGUUGACAGCGUAAAAGAGUUGGACAGCAAGACCAUCCGCGCCCAACUCAGCGACUAUUCUGACAUCGUCACCACGCUGGACCUGGCACCCCCUACCAAGAAGCUGAUGAAUUGGAAGGAGACCGGUGGCGUGGAGAAGCUCUUCUCUCUCCCUGCUCAGCCUCUGUGGAACGGCAGACUCCUCAAGAUGUUUACACGCUGCCUCACCCCAUUGAUGCCAGAUGAGCUGAGGAAGAGGAGGAAAGGUGGCGAGGCCGACAGCCUGGAUGAGUUCCUCAAGAACCUGGAGAACCCGGAGGUUCCCAGAGAAGAGGCCAUGGGCCAGCAGAGGGACAUCAUCGACCAGACCAUCCUGGAGGAGCCUAGUGUCCUGCAGACAUCGGCCAUGGAGGGCAGCAGAACCGCCCUGGAUGAGUCCCUGAUGCCCCCUCCAUCCUCACAUCGGGGCCAGAAGCGCAAGGCCCAGGAGGUCCAGGACAAUAUGUCUAUCAUUGAUGACGACCGGGCCUCCAUCUUGUCCACGCGGACUCAGGUCCAGCCAGUGGAGAUUGCCCCAGAGGAGACAGUCAGCCUCAGUCAGCUCAUCCCAGAGCUGGACCUGCUAGGUGAGAAGACCAAGGACAAGAAGGAUGGUGAUGAAGAGGAAGAGGAGGAGGAAGGUCAGGGUGGAGACCAGGAUCAAGAGGAGAGGAGGUGGAACAAGAGAACACAGCAGAUGUUGCAUGGCCUUCAGAGGGUGUUGGCCAAAACAGGAGCCGAGUCCAUCAGCUUGCUGGAGCUUUGCAGGAGCAACAACAAGAAGCAGGCGGCAGCCAAGUUCUACAGCUUCCUGGUGCUGAAGAAACAGCAGGCCGUGGAGCUCUCCCAGGCCGAGCCGUACAGCGACAUCAUCGCCACACCUGGCCCGCGAUUCCACAUCGUUUAGAUGUCUGGACCCUAGAAGCCCAUCACACCCCCGUUUUCCUCCGCCACGCUUUGAUCACCUCUACCGUGAACUGUUACUGUUCAGUUACUGUUCAGGAUUAAAAAAAAAAUCUGUUUGUAUAUGAAGUGCCCAUGUUGUCCAUGUGCUUUGUUUUUAAAGCAUGGAGUUGUGAACUCUUAUGUUUUUGGUCUUAAUGCUGGAUUGGGAUUUUUUUAUCAUGAAACAAUGUUUAAAAAAGGCUUUUACUCCACUGGUGUCUACGACAAGCAUGCAGUAUAAGCCCCAGGUUUUUUUUAACUGAUGUUUAAAAAAAGGUUAGGUUUUUUUUUUUUUCGCUCUCACCAGCAUUUGUUGUACAGACUGACUUAUGGCUCAAAUUCCACAGGAAUUGCAUACCGUAAAAUCAGCAUUGGCAAAAUGCUUUAGAUUGUGUUUGACAGUAUAGAGGUUUGCUCAGCCUUGAACUUUUCAAGUCUUUUAAAAACCAUUGAUUGUUGAACAUCAAAUCUUUUCAUGUUGCAUGCGACAAGACAAAAGGUAUUGUUUUUCAUAAAAAUUGAUACCGUACCUUAAUAGUGUUACAUGGACAGUUGUGAGUCACUAAUUGUAUUGAUUUUAUAUAACGGUGCACAAUGUAGUUGUGUCUAAACAAAAAUGCCUCCAGUGUUACAAUAAUGUAAUAAGACUGGCAUGACAAUGUUAAUGAUCAUCAAUACCCCUUUGCAUUCUAUUAUUGGUUUAUUGUUUACAUUGUACUAAAUGUACAGGGCAGCUCAAACAUAAUAGCCUACAUAAAGUGCAUGGGAACACGAAUAUUUGUUGCCUUUAUAGUGUUCUUGUACAGUUGCAUUGCUACUGAAGCCCCUGCAUAUUGCACCUUUAACCUAAUGCACUAGUAGCACAUUCAGUGGUGCAUGUCACACUGCAAAAUGUAUGUAGCAUUCAGAGUUUGUGUUUGGAACACACAUUCUUGUUUAGAGAUGUAGGGACAUAAAGAAUUAUAUUGGUAUAUUGUUAAGGCCGGCAAAGCACAACUACAGAUCUACAAAUCAGUCAUUUAAGGGUAUUAAUUGGACUGACUUUGUUUUCCACCCAGUUUCAUAUAACCUGAGGGCAUUUCUGUUCAGCGGAUAGAUCUUCUCCCCAGUCAGCACAUAUUUAGUAUUGUUCAUUCAUGGUGCUAUUUGGUUCUUCUCUUCUGGUUUAGUCU